Messenger RNA from Antechinus flavipes (yellow-footed antechinus), 1068 nucleotides. It is a transcript of the gene NUDT21, whose product is annotated as nudix hydrolase 21. The transcript is spliced from 7 exons. Gene Ontology annotation, cellular component: mRNA cleavage factor complex. Gene Ontology annotation, molecular function: mRNA binding. The record is from RefSeq and is a predicted model, not a curated record. The coding region runs from base 121 to 804 and encodes 227 amino acids. NCBI's taxonomy places the organism in Eukaryota, Metazoa, Chordata, Mammalia, Dasyuromorphia, Dasyuridae.
GUUAAUGGCGGUAGCGGUUGCCUCAGUGGGACUCUAAUUCGGCCUCGGAAGGGAGUAGCUCUUUCUUUCGGCUUCCGUCUGCCCCAGUCAGCACUCGCGCCCGCGCCCUCCCUCGCCAGCAUGUCUGUUGUGCCGCCCAACCGUUCGCAGACGGGCUGGCCCCGGGGUGUGAAUCAGUUUGGGAACAAAUACAUCCAGCAGACCAAGCCUCUCACCCUGGAGCGCACCAUCAACCUAUAUCCACUUACAAAUUACACUUUUGGUACAAAAGAGCCCCUUUAUGAAAAGGACAGCUCUGUUGCAGCUCGAUUUCAGCGAAUGAGGGAGGAAUUUGACAAGAUUGGAAUGAGGCGGACUGUAGAGGGUGUUCUGAUUGUGCAUGAGCACCGGUUACCUCAUGUAUUACUCCUGCAACUGGGCACAACUUUUUUCAAGCUACCUGGUGGUGAACUUAAUCCAGGAGAAGAUGAAGUAGAAGGACUCAAACGUUUAAUGACAGAGAUACUGGGACGUCAAGAUGGAGUUCUGCAAGACUGGGUCAUUGAUGACUGCAUUGGUAACUGGUGGAGACCAAAUUUUGAACCCCCACAGUACCCAUAUAUUCCAGCACAUAUUACAAAACCUAAAGAGCACAAAAAACUCUUUUUGGUUCAGCUUCAAGAAAAAGCCUUGUUUGCGGUCCCCAAAAAUUACAAACUGGUAGCCGCGCCAUUGUUUGAAUUAUAUGACAAUGCACCAGGAUACGGACCUAUCAUUUCCAGCCUUCCUCAGCUUUUGAGCAGGUUCAAUUUUAUUUACAACUGAAUUCCUGAGUCGUGGAAGAAUAAAAGAAGCCGUCUCUGUGAGCACAGCUAUACAAUGUAGAAGAAUAAACAGAAUAGGAAGUUUCUUUUUGUUCUCUCCCCUCCCCCUUCUUUUUUCCCAAAUUGCCUCAUACUUUAUAUUGUUUGCAUAGUAAAGUGAAUCUGAAGAACUGUCCUAGAUAGUGGUGUAAACAAAUGUGAUAAUGUAUAUUUCACUUUUGGUUCUACCCAUACUUUUUGUACAACAUUAAACAAAGUGGACCUA